AUGCAAUUGGUGAAGACCGGGUGGACGACGGUUCUGAACGCCGUGGAAAACUACAACCUUGGCCAGCCGAGCUGCAGCCCAAGCGCCUUCCUGGUGCUGGGCUCCCCCGGAAGUGGGAAGUCCUGCUUCGUGGGGCGCUUGAUGAUGGAGAUGCUCGACAGGUAUGAGAACUUGAUCCCGUUGAUGCUUCCUGUGGCCGACUUGGUCAAGCGAUCCGACCCUGAAGGUCCGGAUGCCUUCGAUGCCGACGCCGUGCAGGACUGGUUCGACAACUACCUGCGCCUCACGUACGGGGAGGACAGCCUGCGAUACAGCAUGAUCGGCCAGGCCAUCAGCAUGUCCCGCGUCGUCUUCCUCUUCGAGGGCCUGGAGGAUGCGGAGCGACUCACCAAGGCCGUAGAAAGCCUGAUCCGCGUGCUCGUGCGGUCGAAGAACCUGGUGGUGGUGACCUCGCGGCCUUUGCUGAGUGGCAGAUCUGCCCUGGAGUCGGAUCCCGAGCUAAUCAUGACCAUGCGCUUGGAGAACCUCUCGGAUGAGCAGAAGCGCAUGGUGGCCUAUGCCCGCUUGGGGGCCGAAGGCAUUGAAGCCUACGACAAGCUCUUGGCGAGGCUCCGGAGCUCCCAGAACGUCUCGGAUCAGGGGGAGGAGGCGGCGAACGAUGGGGCUGAGGACGUCUUCGGCAACCCGAUGAUGCUCAGCAUGCUGCUGUGCUACCUCCAGACAAUGGCCAAGAAAUAUGCCGAGAAGAAGGAGACCGAAGGUGAGGAGCUGGACCGCGAGGCAAAGGAGGAAGAGACGACGCUGACGGCCGUCUACCGCGUGGCCGUAGAUGCCACGGGCCCAAGUCCGCGUUGA
Symbiodinium natans is the source of this 855-nucleotide messenger RNA. The record is from the annotation of a GenBank genome assembly. NCBI's taxonomy places the organism in Eukaryota, Dinophyceae, Suessiales, Symbiodiniaceae.